Molecule: messenger RNA, 1173 nt
Organism: Zea mays
Lineage: Eukaryota; Viridiplantae; Streptophyta; Magnoliopsida; Poales; Poaceae
Product: MADS-box transcription factor 1-like
Exons: 8
Coding region: 250-1014 (254 amino acids)
Biological process (GO): positive regulation of transcription by RNA polymerase II
Cellular component (GO): nucleus
Molecular function (GO): DNA-binding transcription factor activity; RNA polymerase II transcription regulatory region sequence-specific DNA binding; protein dimerization activity
Source: RefSeq, a predicted model, not a curated record
GAGAGAGAUGCCUAUGUACUUAGUGUGUGUGAGAGAGAGGGCGACACAGAAGGUUGAAAAGUCUCCAAAAGCGCCGAGUAAAAAGAUCUCGCCCCAACAAAGGGUACGAAUACGAUCACGCAAUAUAAGCAUCUCUCUCUGCUGCUUAAAGCAACCCAGGACUCUGCUGCUUAGAGCUAGAGAGGACACGGAGGUAGAGAGAGACGAAGCUAGAGGGACGCAAAACAAGCUAGCUAAGCUAGGAGGAAGAUGGGUCGCGGCAAGGUGGAGCUGAAGCGGAUCGAGAACAAGAUCAGCCGCCAGGUGACGUUCGCCAAGCGCCGCAACGGACUGCUCAAGAAGGCGUACGAGCUGUCGCUGUUGUGCGACGCGGAGGUCGCGCUCAUCAUCUUCUCCGGCCGCGGCCGCCUCUUUGAGUUCUCCAGCUCCUCAUGCAUGUACAAAACACUCGAGAGAUACCGCAGCUCCAACUACUCACAAGAAGUAAAAACUCCACUGGACACUGAAAUUAAAUACCAGGAUUAUCUCAAGUUGAGGACAAGGGUUGAAUUCCUCCAAACUACACAAAGAAAUAUUCUUGGGGAGGAUCUGGGUCCACUUAGCAUGAAGGAGCUCGAGCAGCUGGAGGACCAAAUAGAGAUAUCUCUGAAGCAUAUCAGCUCAAGAAAGAAUCAAAUGCUACUUGAUCAGCUCUUUGACCUCAAAAGCAAGGAACAAGAAUUGCUGGAUCUCAAUAAAGACCUAAGGAAGCAGGUAAUGCAAUGGCCUCCAAACAUCUCUGUGUAUACAUACCUGCAAGAAACAAGGCCAGAGAACGCGCUCCGUGUCUCCUGGGAGGAAGGUGGGCACAGUGGCGCAAGUGGGAAUGUUCUUGAUCCUUAUCAGGGGCUCCUUCAGCACCUGGACAACGAUCCUUCCCUGCAGUUCGGGUACCAUCAUCAAGCCUACAUGGAUCAGCUGAACAACGAGGACCUGGUGGACCCGAAUGAGCAUGGUCGAUCUGGAUGGAUAUGAAAUGCUCUGAUGACCCAAAAUAAAGUUGAUGCACAGCAGGGAUUCACCCUGCAGGACGCGAGACUAUGUAUUGAAGCUAAGACCUCGUGUGUGUUGUGUUGUGUGCGAAGCUUGGAACUUUAUAAAUCGUUGUCAUGCCCAUGGCUUUCUAUUUCUUUC